Molecule: messenger RNA, 1759 nt
Organism: Triplophysa rosa
Lineage: Eukaryota; Metazoa; Chordata; Actinopteri; Cypriniformes; Nemacheilidae
Gene: paqr5b
Product: progestin and adipoQ receptor family member Vb
Exons: 7
Coding region: 124-1218 (364 amino acids)
Cellular component (GO): membrane
Molecular function (GO): signaling receptor activity
Source: RefSeq, a predicted model, not a curated record
GCAGUAGCCGGUAUGUCAGGUGUUUGCUGCAUGUGUGGGUGUGUUUAUUGUAGAGAUUUAUUUCUGUAGGUGUAAGUAAAUGGGUGGGGUUAACCAUGCUGGUCACAGAACAGGUGGAGUGGAAUGUUUAUAUGUGCAUCUGUACCUGGCUGUGCUUGUAUGUAUUCAUCUCUGACUCGGGCAGUCAGGGCCGUUCAUCUGGGGAACAUGUUCAGCAUAAUUAAACUACCACGCGUCUUCACUGUCCACCAGGUGCCCAAGGCGUUCCACGAGGACAGUAUUAUAUCUGGUUAUCGACACCCUCGCAGUUCGGCCACAGAUUGUGUGCUCAGUCUCUUUCAGCUCACCAACGAAACCCUCAAUGUCUGGACACAUUUUCUACCAACGUGGUAUUUUCUAUGGAAGCUGAUGACUGUUUUGUUGACGGAGAAUGUGUGGUAUGAAGAGUACACAUGGCCUCUUCUGGUCUAUCUGUUCUCCUGUUGUGUGUACCCAUUGGCCUCCAGCUGUGCCCAUACCUUCAGUACCAUGUCUACUCGUGCCCGACAUAUCUGCUACUUCUUUGACUACGGGGCUCUAUCUCUGUACAGUCUUGGUUCAGCGAUCAGCUAUUCUGCAUAUGUUAUACCUGAUGCAUGGGUCAAUAGCACCUUUCACACAUGUUACAUCCCCAUUGCUGUAUUUAACUCCAUACUCUCAACCAGCUUGGCCUGCUACUCAAGAUUCUCUGAGAGAGAGAGCUUGAAUUGGAGUAAGGUGUUUCGGGUUCUAGCUUUCACCUACCCCUACCUGUUUGACAACAUACCUCUCUUCUAUAGGUUAGUUCUGUGUGUAGGCGAGGGCUGCACUGAUAAUGAGGCAAACUCUUUUCAUGUUCAACAUACACUAUUGGCAUUUCUUACUGGCUUCCUGUUUGCAACGCAUCUACCUGAGAGACUGGCACCUGGACGCUUUGAUUAUAUAGGACACAGUCACCAGCUGUUCCACGUGUGUGGAGUCAUUGGGACACACUUCCAAAUGAAGGCUAUAGAAACUGACAUGGUGCUACGACGGUCACAGCUGCUGAUCAGUGCCCCAGACAUCACCAUAAGCAACACAGUUGGAGCUGCUCUGGUUUGUGUCUGCAUCAGUCUCGGGAUCAUCUACUAUUUUAGUCUACCUCUGCUCCAUAGAUCCACACCCCAUAAAGACAUGAAAAGAAAUGCACUGAAUGAAUGAAAAACCUAAGAACAUUAAUUGAAGUAUUCCAAUUACCAAAGUUAUUAUUAAAAUGUAUUUAGGACAAUUUUAGAGGAUAAUAAAGCAAUAAGCCCCAAGAAGCAGUGGGUAGUGCAUUUUAUAACAGCUAAGGGUGUUGUGGCACGACAUGAAGCAGAGUGCCUUAAACCCCCUUAGCUGUUAUAAAAUGCACUGUAACCAACAGCUUGAGACUGUGACCAAAGACUGAGUGAAUGCAUUUACUACUCAGGUGAGAUCAAGUUUUAGCACUGACUGGUAGUCUCAGAUCAAGUCAUUGGGGAGGGAGGUGUUCAUCACUAUACCAUAUUUUUAUGAUGUAUUCUUAAAUACAGAGUCAAUCAAUAUUAGCCUACAACAUUAAACCACUGAGUAAUGUUUUAUAGUAAACAUUUCCUCUUUGUUAAAACAACAGAAGAAGUGUGUGGUAGUUGAUAUAUUCCACACAAUCUGUUCACACUUAUUGGAUAUAUGUAAUAUGAACCAAAACUAUUUAUUAUGUCCAGGAUUCUUUAUAAUAAAG